This is a messenger RNA of Callorhinchus milii (elephant shark), 2795 nucleotides long. RefSeq names its product RAS guanyl-releasing protein 1. The record is from RefSeq and is a predicted model, not a curated record. Gene Ontology annotation, biological process: positive regulation of GTPase activity; Ras protein signal transduction. The coding region runs from base 280 to 2451 and encodes 723 amino acids. The transcript is spliced from 17 exons. Gene Ontology annotation, molecular function: guanyl-nucleotide exchange factor activity; calcium ion binding. Lineage: Eukaryota; Metazoa; Chordata; Chondrichthyes; Chimaeriformes; Callorhinchidae. Gene Ontology annotation, cellular component: plasma membrane.
GGGUGAGGAUGGAGGCAAGUUAGGGGUGGGGAGGUAGUGUGAGGCUGCUUGUGGCUUUGAUCAGUUCCUGGUGCAAGAGUGGGGGGGGGAGGGGUUGCGUCAGACCACAGUUUAGAGAAGUGAAGCUCUAAGCGGGUUUUCACACCCAGAGACAGAGGCACAGCCCCAGCAGCGACAGAGCCUCCACAACUUCAACAUGAACCGAAGAGAAAGUAAAAGGAAGUCCCGACAGGACAGCCUGCUGGUUGGGAAGAGCCGGCAGAGGAAUGCCGGCGGAGGAUGACAUGCCCGAGCCCUGCAGAGAUCAGCAAAGCCAUCCUGUCUGUGCCGCAGCUCACCAAAACCCUCAGCCUACACGAGCUGGUCAUGAAGUGUGUCCACUCGUUUGAUGAGGACGGUGCCCUACGCUGUAACAGUCAGUCGGUGGAUAUGAUGCUGAUGAUGCACAGCUGGAUCGUCCCCUCAACUGAUUUCGUUCAGAAACUGUUUCAGUUAUACCAGGACUCAAGCCCCCUGAGAGAGAGGCUUUGUCACUUUAUCAGAUAUUGGAUCACUCACUACCCAGCAGUGUUCACAAUGGACAGUGACCUCGAGUUGGUUAUGUUGAGGUUUUUGGAGUUCGUACGGAGGGAGGGCACCGAGGCUCACUCUCAGCUCAUUGACACAUCCAACAUACACCUACAGCAGUGGACACGGAGGCUGUCGCUGCUGGAGACGCCCAACAACAAGAAGAGGAAAGUCUCACUGCUCUUCGACCACCUGGAGCCCGGAGAGCUAGCCGAGCACCUCAGCUUCUUGGAGUUCAAAGCUUUCAGUCGGAUAUCGUACCUGGAUUACAGGAAUUAUGUUGUGUGUGGCUCGGUGCGAGAGAACCCGGCACUGGAGCGCAGCAUCUCGCUGGUCAACGGGGUCUCGCAGUGGGUCCAACUCAUGAUCCUCAACAGACACACAGCGGCCCAGAGAGCAGAGGUCUUCACCAAGUUCAUCCACGUCGCCCAGAAACUCCGUCAGUUACAGAACUUUAACACGCUGAUGGCUGUGAUCGGAGGCCUGUGUCACAGCGCAAUAUCCCGGCUGAAGGAAACCAGCUCGUUUCUCGCUCAGGACGUCUCCAAGGCGUUGGCUGAGAUGACGGAGCUGUUGUCCUCGCGCAGCAACUUCGGGAGUUACCGGCGAGCGUUCAGCGAGUGCAGCGGCUUCAAGGUGCCGGUGGUGGGCGUCCACCUGAAGGACCUGGUGUCGCUCAGCGAGGCUCUGCCCGACUUCGUGGAAGGAAAGAUCAAUGUCAGCAAAUUACACCAGCUUCACAGCCGCCUCCUGCCCCUCCUAUCCACACAGAGCCACAAACCCCCCUUUGAAGCCAACAAGGACCUGCUCCACCUGCUCACGUUAUCGCUUGACCUGUUUUACACUGAGGAUGAAAUCUACGAACUCUCCUACGCAAAGGAACCCAGAACCCAUCGGACGCCAGUGACCCCCUGUAAGCCCCCAGUGCUGGGUGACUGGGGCUUGGACGUGAUCCGGAAACUGGACGCUGUGACCGUCGGCAAACACGUACAGCAAAUGGUGGAUUCUGUAUUUAAGAAUUACGACCACGAUCAGGACGGCUACAUCAGUCACGAGGAGUUUGAGAAAAUCGCAUCCAUUUUCCCCUUCGCCAUCCCCUUCAACCCACAGCGGGAGGGGUUGCUGAGCCGGGAGGAGAUCACCGGGCACCUGAUGAGGGGCAGUGCCCUCUGCUCCCGGCCUGGCCAGCGUCACAGCUUCCAGGAGAACACCUUCAUGAGGCCCACCUUCUGUGACAUGUGCACCGGGUUUCUAUGGGGCGUCACCAAACAGGGCUACAGGUGUCAGGACUGUGGAAUUAACUGUCACAAACAGUGUGUGGAGCAGGUGACCCUCGAAUGCAAGAAACGGACAAAGACCCCACAUUGUGAGAGUGUUGUGUCCGUCAGCAACAGCAGCACCAGCACAGGUGUGGAGGACAUCAUCAGGGAGUGUCAUCGCGACGAUGUGAAGGACCGCAUAGUGUUAAUGAUAGGCCGCGUAGCCCACCCCAUUUCCGUGAGAGUGAAGCCUCCUGUGAUGCACCAAUUCACACAGACCGAGACCACCGCCCAGGCCACAAGCCCCCAGAGUGCAGAGAGUAGCCCCUUACACACUGAGCCGCACGGCCCCAACCCCCAGCCCCACGGCACGAGAGCCAGCCAACGAGAAGCCAACAAUAGUGGGUGUGAACGCUGCUCACAGAGAUGGCAGAACCUUCAGCAGGAGCAAAGGUUGGUCCCCGGGGAGACCCGGCUGCUGGAGGAGGAGCUGAGCAGUCUCCGGGCCCAGGUCAGGGCUCUCCAGGCCGAGGUGCAGGUACUGAGAAGCUCACAAGGAGUCCCCACCCUCACCCUGAUUGUGGAGCAAAUGGACAAUCUGCACGUGCAGCAGGCUCCACGAUAAACUCAUCCGCACCAGCGACGGCCUCCACAGCUCAGGUGCCGAGGGUCUCAAUAACUUGCAUUUAUAGAGCGCCCUUCACCCCGGGGUAGUGCCCCAAAGCGCAGACACAUCACCAUACGAAUUUUCUGGGCGAAAGAAGACCAAGGUCCAUCUAGUUCACCUUCCACCGGCCUGGCCAUCGCUCGGAUUACAUCCUUCGUAAAGCGACAGCAUCAAACACGGCCUCAGUUACCCUCAACGAGGUGCGGCCUGACCUCAGGCAUCAGGAACUCACUGAGCCUCAGGGCAGUCAACAGCACCACCUCCAACUCUGCGGUGAGGGGAAUUCCUUUUUUUUUUCUCGC